Molecule: messenger RNA, 4938 nt
Organism: Magallana angulata
Lineage: Eukaryota; Metazoa; Mollusca; Bivalvia; Ostreida; Ostreidae
Product: potassium voltage-gated channel protein Shaw-like
Exons: 4
Coding region: 2910-4676 (588 amino acids)
Biological process (GO): protein homooligomerization; potassium ion transmembrane transport
Cellular component (GO): voltage-gated potassium channel complex; membrane
Molecular function (GO): delayed rectifier potassium channel activity; protein binding
Source: RefSeq, a predicted model, not a curated record
UAUAGUUUUCUAUCUUAACUUUUAAAAGGUGAAUUAUUGUAUCAAUUUGUAUUUUUGUAUAGAUUUUUAUAAUCCAAUUUUUCGGUUGGAUUUUGGUGGGUUUUUUCUUGGGUUUGACCCCUUUUCUUUAAUUAAUUGCAUUCACCGAAACAAAAAUUUUAUUAAGGCAUGGUUUAAACUAGCAACGACAAGACACAGACAAUUAUUGAUACUUAAUUAUGACCAACAGUCAUGUGCGACAUCGCUCCAAGGUCAUUGCUAUCGCUAGCUAAAGUAACAAUGAAACUUCCGGUAUUUUAGAAUCGAACCCAGCCCUGCACGCAUGCACCACCUCCCUCAGAAACAAGAUUAGUCUGUCGAUGAUGAAAGUAUUACUCCGAUCAAAGACGGGAUUAUCGCAAUGUGUACUUUACUGAUAAUCAAUCAGAAUAUGUAAUGGCGGAUACAGGACUCAUCUUCUCUGCUUCCUGCUCCGGAGUGACCGAAUUGUAUGUUGAUAGCUAUGACGUGCCCCAUACAAUGAAGCCUCUUUAUCAUUGGAUAAAUCGCAAAAAUCUGGAAGUGGGUGCUUUUCAAUAAUUCACGUCUUACACUUGCUCUCUCGAAUCAAGAGGGGGGGCCACCAUGACCUUGAGUGAAAACGUCAUCAGACGAGAAUGACGUUUUAGAGAUGGUUGAAAGUCUUCCCUAAGAAUCGGUUCCUGUCUUUGGGUUGAAGUUUAUUCAGGGGCAGUAUUAGCUGUCGACGAAACCGCCCUGUAAAAAUACACAGUUGCUUAAUCAUGUAUUUGUAAACUUUCAGACAGACGAGUUGAAUUACGCAAGCCGUGAACUAAUCGUAUAUCGGUUAUCAUCUAGUCUUCUUAUCUCCUCUUUAACAGUUUCAUCGCUGAUGAUUUUGGUGUGAAUUCUCUAAAGUAAAAAUUUUCAAUUUUUAAUUUUUUAUGAUUUAAAAUAUCAAUCAAAGUACAUCUUCUCCAAAGAGAAGACCUUGACAUUCCUUGCAACAAAUGAAUGAGGUCACAGAUACGUGACGUCGUCACGUAACGUCGAGUUUCGAAUAUUUUAAAAACACAAGACGCGUUGUUUGAGUGAAAAGGUUCAUGUGAUAGUCAUUAAUUUUAGCCUAAUUUUCAGAAAUAUAAUUCAUAGUAAAUGACCCAUACCCAUUCAGCGCCAAUUAUUUUACAUUUUAUUACCUUCUCUCAAACCGUUGUUCACUGCAUAGCAAUAAUUAUUUGUGCUUUGAUAACUUAAGAUUUUACCAAAUGUAUCUAUAUUUUCUUGGGCUCACGAACUUUUCUACACUCGUAUGUUCAAGCAUAUUCAAAACCUGAGGGGUGGGGUGACCUAACCACAUCCUUUUUUUGUUAUAUAUAUAUAAUAUAUUCGCAUACAAAUAACCCAUAAUCCAACUAUGUUGAAUAAAUGAAAUAUUAAACAUACCCGUACGUGUUACACAUAAUAAUCUAUUCAAUUAAAUUAAAAUGACUUGUAAUUAAAGCAUCAAAUUUUAUUAAAAACACAUUAAUACUAUGAUAGCAACAUGCACACAUGUAAAUGUCUUGUUUUGGUGUUUUUUUUCCUUUCGAUAAUUUGCUACGUGUACAUGUAUCUCUGAUUUUAUAUUGACAGACUUCUUUCUGUGUUAUUUAAACCAAAUGUCAAAACUAAUAUGUUAGAACCAGUUCAAAGAUAUCGUUUAUCAGUUCGGCACGAGCUUAUCUUGUCGAAAGGCACAUUGUGAUUUCCUCAGCGUAAUUGUUUUCAAACAGUUAAUUUUACAGGAAACAUAAUUCUAAGAUAUCGUGGAAAUUCCCGCCAAACAAGCUGACGUGAAGUCCGGAGGGUAAUCGAUUUGUACCCGCCUUCCUCCGUGUGCCCCCCCCCCCCCCCCCCCCGAGCUGCAACAUGUCUCUCCACAGCCGCCUGAUGGCUUUCCCACGUGGUCAGGAUGAAAUCCAAAGCUAUCAAGAGAUCGCGGGGAUUGUUUGAGCAUCUUUUCUUCUGUUUAAACACCAGCGGACAAAUGACAACCGCUUUGCUAACAAAUAACUUCCAGGGACGUCACUCGAUCGGCCCAUAAUUGAAAAAUCAAAGAUAAAACAAGUAAUCGUUGAAGAUAAGACUGGCCAUUAAUCAAAGUAAAUUAUUAAUAAGUUUUUUUCAAGAUCCCGGGAUUCCAAUGGACAAUAUUUACAGAAAACGCAGGUGCACAUUGUUUUGUUCCUGCGGAUCCUUAAUGAGUUAAGUUCUAUCGUCAGAAUAGUGAUUGGGUGUAAGUGCGAUCAGCUAAUCAUCUUCUGUGUGUAUUCAUUUAACUGUAUUGGUAAUCAAAAGGAAAAUAUCGAACCCUGUACCUUAGUGUAUAUUAUAAACACAGGAGACUUCAUGGAGUUCUUAUACACGUCUUCAUGUUGUUCUAUCUAUUUUUAUUUCCUGUACUCCUGUCUACAACAGAUGGCAGAGGAUAUAGCGAGCUCUCUCUGAUUCUGUGAAUCACAGGAAAAGUUUUACUUACAUUGAACCGACUCCUUAUUUAAACAGAAUAAACUGUUUAUAAGAUAUGCCAACAUUUCAAUUCUUGUAAUAUAUACUCGCGGUGUUUUUUUCAACAACUCCCAUCUUGAGUGUGAACUGCCCAGAGUGCACGCUGUGGGAUUGUUGUACCAGUGUUUUCAUCUGUGAUUGGUAUGUUAGUAUAUGCUGAGAGACGUCUAUUGACAAUAUUCGUGUUAAUAUGCAUCGGGCAUCUGCUGGGGAUUCACGGGCUUCCGCGUCAUUGGUAGAGAACCAUCCAUCCAUCAAUUCGCGUAACUCGUAUUACUCCACUGUGGCAGCGAGUCAUGUAUGAUAACUGUGUCUUGUUAGUAUCGGAUGCUUCGCUUCACUAGACUUCAUUUAAUUUAAUGGAUAACUUUAGACGGUCAAUCUUUGCUCCCAAAACGUCCAUCAUACCUAUUCCGCAGUCCAGGCGGAACGAGAACAAAAUUGUGCUCAAUGUCGGAGGAGUCAGGUUCGAAACCUACAAAACGACGUUAAAGAGCAUCCCUGACACCCGACUGUCAUGGCUGUCCGACUCCACCGGAAACACCCCGGAGUUCGACCCGGUAUCCGGAGAAUUCUUCUUCGACAGGCAUUCCGGCAUGUUCCACAUGAUCUUAAACUAUUACCGCACGGGGAAGCUGCAUAUCCCUAUGGACGUAUGCGGCCCUGCAUUCGAGGAGGAACUAGCUUAUUGGGGCCUGGACGAGAACCAGAUAGAACCAUGCUGCUGGAACACGUACCGGGCCCAUAGAGACGCCCAGCAGACCCUGGCGGAGUUCGAGGGCCACGACCCAGAGGGCGAGAGUGACGACGAGGAGGAAUCGGCGAUGAGGGAGAGGUUCGGUAUCUCGGAGGACUUUGUGGAGGUCAAGAAGUCAACCUGGGAGAGGUGGAAAAUCCGGAUCUGGAAUAUCGUGGACGCACCAAGGACAAACCUACUGUCACGUAUAUUUGCCAUCGUGUCUGUGUUCUUCAUCAUUUUGUCCAUUGCAUCGUUCUGUCUUGAAACUCACUCCAAGUUCCGCUACGACAUUUCCAGUAACAGUUCCGGAGAACCCCGGACGAUCGUAGAGCAGGUCCGGAACACCCGUCCCCAUGUCCUGUUUCAGGUUCUGGAGUAUAUGUGUAUGGUAUUCUUUACAUUUGAAGUGACCGUCCGAUUUAUAUCUUGUCCAAACAAAUCAAAGUUCAUCAAAGACUUCUACAACUGGAUUGAGCUGUUUUCUGUGAUUCCAUUUUACUCUCUUAUCAUCGCGAAUUGCAUAUCACCUGCCUUUAUGACCACAGAUAUAGGAAUUUUCAUAAAUGCCAUGCGUUUCAUUCGGAUUUUCCGUAUCCUGAAACUGACACGUUAUUUCAGCAGCCUUAAAGUCAUUGGACAUACAAUAAGAGCAAGUGCCAAAGAGUUGCUCCUGUUGUUCCUGGUUCUCAUCAUUGGAGUUCUAAUUUUCGGUGUGUUAAUCUACUUCGCAGAACAAAUCCAAGAGGACACCCAGAAUGACUUUUCAGACAUUCCAAUCAGUUUUUACUGGGCCGUGGAGACCAUGACCACACUUGGUUACGGUGAUAUCGUGCCGAGAACUAUGACCGGCUAUAUCAUUGGAUGCGCGUGCGCGGUUUGUGGUCUCUUGAUGCUAUCUCUUCCGGUCCCCAUCAUUGUGAGCAAUUUUACACUAUAUUACACCCAUGCACAGGCCAAAAUGAAAUUGCCAAAGAAAAAUAAGAAUAUUCUUGUCGGCGCCGCCAACGCUUUAAAAGAGAGUUCGUUUGGGACAGUGACCCCGGUGGAAAGUAACGGGUCUGCAGGAGGGGAGUGUUGUAAAGAGUCCAGGCGGAACAGUAACGACAGUGCCCUGGGCAGCUGCAAUAGUACGGAAUCUCCUCAAAGUAUGAAAGAGCAAGUUGGUAUUAGUGUUAUAUUUACAAACGAAACCCCGCCCGGAAAUACGUCACCUGCCAGUUCCGGGUCCCCGGGACAAAAAAGGAAACUGUCUGAUAUCAAGGAAAUACCGGGGCGGCGCUGUAGUAGUCUGGAGGCCCCGUCCCCGACCAUUCACAGACUGAACCGCUCUGGAACUGGUUCCCUGCGAUUGACACCUGCCAAGCGACGUUCCAUCACCGUGUUUUGAUUGGCGGGAGCCGCCAUUGAAGGUAGUCGAUUGGUGGAGUUUCAAUCAUUGCUCACGUGUCGGUGACAGGCGGAAGCGGGGGGACUGUGCUAAAGUACAAAGUUCACGUCAUUUGAGGAUAUUAUUAUCUCAGUGUGGAAUCACUGACUGUCAAUGUCCGAAUCAUCACUCCAUUACUUUGUGACUCACGUGCUGGGUUUAAUUCGCUGUCUGUGAUAUGAAGAUGUCAAUAAAGUGUGUAUUAAUCAAUUUCACUGUGUUA